UCUCAGUAUUGUAAUCGAGAAAAGAGUAAAGUUUGCAACAAUUUUAUUGAACAUGAGCUCGAAACCGUAUGGAAAACCUGUAAAUCCCGGGGCUAAAUAUGGACAGAAUGCAGCCCGAGAUAAACAAAUUGGGAUACUCCUUUUUGUUCUGGAUGGACUCAUUUUGACUUCUGCUAUUUUCCUAUUCGCUGGAAAACAAUCAUGCCCUGAUGGAAUUGACAACAACUAUUCGGCAGAUUAUAGCUUCAAUAUAUCCGAAACUGGAAAUGUUAAUCUCCAGCAAUAUGAUCACGAUAGUCCAGCGUUUAAUCGAUUUCAACCAUCUUCGUACGGUAGUUCAAGCUAUGAAUCGUCCCCGUUUGCUUCAAGUUUCGGAUCAUCAUCCUAUGGAUCCAGCUACAAUUCUAAUUAUGGCGGCACAUCGCCGUCAUCGUGGGCGCCGUAUGGAUCAAGUUCAACCAUUACGGGAUCCGGAUAUAAUUGGCCAUCUUAUAGUCCAACAGUAUGGAAUUCCGGCUCCACAUCUGGAUCAACCCAUGAUACUGGCUCAUCAUCUUACGAUUCCUUGUCAUCUUUUGGAUAUAGUCCCGGACCCAAUUAUGGUUUUGGAACUUCUUCGUCAACGGUAACAUCUGGUUCCGAUUCAUUGUACGGAUCGUCGUAUGGUGAAUCGAGUUUCACGUCUUGGACAGGAUCAUCACCCUCUGAUUUAGGGUCUACAUACGGAUCGAACUAUGGUUCGGGAUUUCCUAGUUCAUCUUCGGGAUCGUCUGCGGGUUCAGGGUCGACCUACGGAUGGAACUAUGGUUUUGGAUCCCCCAGCUCAUCUUCCGGAUCAUCUGAUGAUUCAGGGUCUACCUGGAACUAUGGUUUUGGAUCUCCAAGCUCAUCUUCCGGGUCAUCUGAUGGUUCAGGGUCAACCUAUGAGUGGAACUAUGGUUUUGGAUCCUCUAGCUCACCUUCCGGGUCAUCUGAUGGUUCAAGUUCGACUUAUGAGUGGAACUAUGGUUUUGGAUCUCCUAGCUCACCUUCCGGGUCAUCUGAUGGUUCAGGUUCGACUUAUGAGUGGAACUAUGGUUCCGGAUCGCCAAGCUCAUCUGUUAGUUCCGGUUCCUCUAGUACAUCCUCCGGGCCAUCCGUUGGUUCAGGGUCGACUUUUGGGUGGAACUAUGGUUCUGGAUCUUCUGCUGGGUCAUCGGUCGGUUCAUCUUCCGGUGCCGGAUCAUCAAGUGGAGAGAGUAUUGACACUGGAUCUUCUUCAUCUAUUUCGGAAACAACAUCUGACGCUGAUUCCAGCAAUACUCAAAAUCUUACUGGAUGGGAGGCACUCAUCGCAUCCGGCUAUGGCACAACUUGGACUUUUGGGACCGGCGUUGGCACUGUUACUUCGCUGGCAGAUAAGGGAAUUACUGUCGGAAUUGGAACCGCAUCAUCUUCAGCAUCGUCGAACGGGAGUAGUGGAGGCCCCCAUCUAGCCGCCGGAGAAACCAUCAGCUACUGGGUGUACAAACCUUACAAGCCAAAGCCAAAGCCAACUUCACCUUCAAGUGGUUCAACAAUUGAUCAGGGAGCAACAAGUGGAGUCAGUUCAAGCUUUAGUGUGGCUCCAUCUCCAAGCGGGACAGGGUCAACAAAUCAAAUUGCUGGAAUAAAUGCUGGGGCAAAUGGAUUUGGUUCCACAACUGGAUUUGGGUCGACUUCUGGGGGUUUUGGUGACACUUCUGGUGGAUCACUUCCAAUAGGAGGUGGCUCAACUGCGAUAUCUCAAGGAGAAUAUCCAUUCAAGGAUCUUGUCGACAUCAUACCUGAAGAUACAAUUGUCAACACCGACUUUAAAUGCGGCAUUCCAAAAGUCAAACCAAAUUUAAAAACAGGACGAAUCGUGGGUGGAACAGAAGCAGUGAAACAUAGUUGGCCAUGGACAGUAAAUGUGAUGGCGCGGGAUGCAAUAUUUUCAGGCGAAGAAUUUUUCAAUAGCGUAUGUGGUGCCACAAUUGUUUCACCAAAACAUGUAAUAUCAGCAUUACAUUGCUUCGCCUCAAACUCAGGCCCGGGUGUCAAGGAAAAGGUUAAAGUGGAUGUAAAUAGAUACUGGCGAUUGUUUAUAGGAAAACAUGAUCAAAUGCACGUCAAAGGAGAACAAUAUGAGAUCGCAAAACUACGUUGGCAUCAUAAAGGGGUAACAUUUCCAUACGUUAUUUACGAUUUAGUAAUACUAACAACAAAAAAAGAAAUCAAGUUUUCUGAUAAAGUACAACCAGCAUGCCUUCCGAAAUACCAAGCGGAACGAAAGCACGGGUCGUGGUGUUGGGCUGUGGGAUGGGGUUUCACUCAAGGCACAGGUUCGGAUAAUGAAUUAAAACAAGUCAGACUUAAAAUUGGAAAUCCGGAAGCGUGUGAGAAGAAUUUGGGAUACAGCAAAGAAUUGCUAAAAAAGGAAAUAGCUGUUUGCGCUGGAACAGAAAAGGGACAAGAUACUUGUCAAGGCGAUAGUGGCGGACCUCUCACUUGCGAAGAUAACGGUAAAGUAACGUUGUACGGAGCUACAAGUUGGGGAGGUGAUUGUGGAUCAGGCAACUACGCAGUUUAUGCGUCAGUCUCUUUUGCACUUGAGUGGAUUUGUUGCUUCAUGGCGAAUAUUCCGGGUUGUCGAGGUGUCAGCUGUAAUCCCAAACCAGAGUAAUUCAUGUAUAUAUUUCAGUAACCUUUUUUUUUUAAAUAAAACGAUGUUAACUGACUGUGAAA
Molecule: messenger RNA, 2745 nt
Organism: Styela clava
Lineage: Eukaryota; Metazoa; Chordata; Ascidiacea; Stolidobranchia; Styelidae
Biological process (GO): proteolysis
Molecular function (GO): serine-type endopeptidase activity
Source: RefSeq, a predicted model, not a curated record